UUUAUCGAGAGUUUUAAAUGUUAUGUUAAGUAUUGGUUUGAAUUGGUUUUCAGUUAUCUAUGUAUUCAUUGACCAACAGUUGGCUUAAUGUUUGACAUUAAACACAAUAUAUUGAUUAUCACCGCAACAACUGGUCUUAAGACACACACAGACACAAUGUCUGACCAAACUAUGGAUCGAUUGAACCAAACUCUUGACUCCGAAAACCGAUCGCUCUAUGGAUUGGAUGAUAUUCUUCAGGAUUUGGAGACAGAGCUCGAGUGCAAAGAGUUGGUCUACAAAUUGGUGGCCAAAGUCGAGUGCAAGACAUUAGAGUCAGAAAUAGAGUCAUUGAAACAAUCAUUGGACACAAAACACAUGGACUUAAUGGUCACUAAAGACAUGUUUGAGAGUCUCAAGAAUGACUUCCAGAAAUUGGUUGACUCAAAGACUAAAUUAGAAAUUGAAGUCGAUGUUGUCAAUCAUGAAUUGGAUCUUAAAGAUCAACAAUUAAACGAAUUGACUCAAUUGGCUGUUGAAGUGGAAGAAUGUAAACUCCAAUUGAUGGCUAAAGACAACGAAUUGGUUGUCAUUAAAGAGAGUGUCAAAGAAGAGCAGUUAAAAUAUGAAGAAAAUAUCAACGAAUUUAAGAAUCAAUGUUUGUCUGAAGUGGAAGAAUACAGACAACAAUUAUUAGCAAAAGAUAAUGAAUUGUUGACAACUAAUGAGACUAUUAAAGAACAACAGUUAAGAUCAGAUUCAAUGAUUAAAGAAUUAGAAGACAAGUUUGCAACAGAAAUAGAGAAAUAUAAGCAACAAUUGAUGACAAGUGACGAUGAAAUGGUUGCAAUUAAAGAGAGUGUCAAAGAAGAACAAUUGAAAUACGAAGAAAAAGCUAAACAAUUUAAAGAUCAAUAUUUGUCUGAAGUGGAAGAAUAUAAACAACAAUUAAUUAAUAAAGACAUUGAAAUGAAAACAAAUAAAGAGAUUUAUGAAGAGGAAAGAGAGACAUUAGAAUUAAAGAUUAAGGAAUUGGUGAACAAGUUUACUACAGAAGUGGAGGAAUAUAAACAACAAUUGCUGGCAACUAAUGAGACAAUUAAAGAGAAUCAGUUGACAUCAGAUUCAAUGAUUAAAGAAUUAGAAGACAAGUUUGCAACAGAAGUUGAGGAAUAUAGGAAACAAUUGGAAACAAAAAACAAUGAACUGAUUGCAAAUAAAGAUUGUUUCAAAGAGAAACAGUUAAGAUUUGAAGAAAGGAUUUGUGAAAUUGAGAAUAAAUUUGUUUCAGAAGUUGAGGAAUAUAAACACCAAAUCUUGACAAAAGACAAUGAGUUGAUCUCAAUUAAAGAGAGUAUUGAAAAUGAAAAGUUAAGAUAUGAUUCAAUGAAUAACGAAUUUAGAGAUAAAUAUAUGACAGAAGUGGAAGAAUAUAAAAGAGAAUUGACUAUUAAAGACAAUGAAAUGAAAACAAAUAAAAUGAUUUUUGAAGAAGAAAGAGUCAAAUUAGAACUAAAACUUAACGAUUUAGAGAAUAAGUUUGCAACAGAUGUUGAAGAAUAUAAACAACAAUUGGUGACAAAAGAAAAUGAUUUGAUUGCAACUAAAGAGAUCGUCAAAGAAGAACAGUUAAAAUAUGAAGAAAAUAUCAACAUAUUUAAGAAUCAAUGUUUGUGUGAAGUGGAGGAAUACAAACAACAAAUGUUAGCAAAAGAUAAUGAGUUGUUGAAAAAUAAUGAAAGUAUUAAAGAACUACAGUUGACAUCAGAUUCAAUGAUUAAAGAAUUAGAAGAUAAGUUUGCAACAAAACUGGAGGAAUAUAAGCAACAAUUGGAAAUAAAAGACAAUGAACUGAUUGCAACUAAAGACUAUUUCAAAGAGGAAACGUUGAAAUUCAAAGAAAAGAUUUGUGAAAUUGAGAAUAAAUUUGUUUCAGAAGUUGAGGAAUAUAAACACCAAUUGUUGGCAAAAGACAAUGAGUUGAUCUCAAUUAAAGAGAUUAUUGAAAAUGAAAAGUUAAAAUAUGAUUCAAUGAAUAUCGAAUUUAGAGAUAAAUAUAUGACAGAAGUGGAAGAAUAUAAAAGAGAAUUGACUUUUAAAGACAAUGAAAUGAAAACAAAUAAAAUGAUUUUUGAAGAAGAAAGAGUCAAAUUAGAACUAAAACUUAACGAUUUAGAGAAUAAGUUUGCAACAGAUGUUGAAGAAUAUAAACAACAAUUGCUGGCAAAAGAUAACGAAUUGGUUGCAACUAAAGAGAGUUUCAAAGAGGAACAGUUCAGAUUUGAUUCAAGGAUUAAUGAAUUUAAGGAUAAAUUUAUGUCUGAAGUGGAAGAAUAUAAGAAGCAAUUGGAAGUAAAGAGAAAUGAAUUGAAAACAAUUAAAGAGAGUUUUGAAGAAGAAAAGUUUGGAUUUGAAGAAAAGAUUGUUGAGUUGGAAGCAAAACUUGAAUGUAAAGAAUUGGAGACAGAAGUAGAAGGACUUAAAAGACAGAUUAAGGUCAAAGAGACUGAAAUCAAGUCAAUGGAAUCGCAGUUAAUUGAACCACUUCUUCAAGAAAAGAUGCAUCUCAUGACUGAAUUGACUGAAACUAAACAUAAAUACUUAAAUUUGGAAACAAAAUUGAAUUCAUUAGAAGAGACAAACAUAAAGUUGAACAAAGAGUUGGAAUUUUUGACAGAACAGGCGUCCAAAACAUCAGAAUUGGAGAAAAAGAUCACAGAGUUUGAGAAAUUGAAACAAUUAAAGGCCAGAAACUUUGAACUCAUACUAAAUCAGGCAAAGGUUUGGGAGAAAAAAGUGACAACAGUUGAGACCGACAAAGAACUACUCGACAGUAAACUUAAAGAAAUUCAAACGGAAAACGUGAGACUAAAUGAUAAACUAAAUAAAUAUUUGGAAAAAUGUAAAGAAACACGAAAUGAACUGAAGAAAGAAAAGGCUAAAAGCGAAUCAUUGGUCAGUCAGUGGAAGUUCUAUAGAGUUCAUCACAUGAAGAUCAGGAAAGAUAUGAGAAGAAUCUGUUCUGAUAUUAACACUAUUGUCGGUGACUCUAAUUAUUCAAAUGAUUUGAAGAAUUUUGUUGACAUACUUAAGAAAAGAUUUAGCGUCGAUGAUGAAGACGAUGAUGUAAAUGAAGAGUUGGUUGAUAUUAUGAAAGAUAAUUUUGGAACCAAUGAUAGGAAACAACCGCUAAGUUUACGUAACAGCAAAUGAUUGACAUUUAUUUGGAUUGAAUUAUAAUUGACUUCAUUUGUAUUUUCUAUUUAUAUUAUAUUUUAAUCAAAUAUUUUA
This is a messenger RNA of Oppia nitens, 3270 nucleotides long. Its product is annotated as putative leucine-rich repeat-containing protein DDB_G0290503. Bases 88 to 3192 code for a protein of 1034 amino acids. NCBI's taxonomy places the organism in Eukaryota, Metazoa, Arthropoda, Arachnida, Sarcoptiformes, Oppiidae. The record is from RefSeq and is a predicted model, not a curated record. The transcript has 3 exons.